Molecule: messenger RNA, 7544 nt
Organism: Sarcophilus harrisii (Tasmanian devil)
Lineage: Eukaryota; Metazoa; Chordata; Mammalia; Dasyuromorphia; Dasyuridae
Gene: KCNK10
Product: potassium two pore domain channel subfamily K member 10
Exons: 7
Coding region: 814-2427 (537 amino acids)
Biological process (GO): stabilization of membrane potential; potassium ion transmembrane transport
Cellular component (GO): membrane
Molecular function (GO): potassium ion leak channel activity
Source: RefSeq, a predicted model, not a curated record
UAAAACUGAGGAGCGCUUAGUUUGGAGAACUCCCUCCAAAGCUAACGUGCCUUGCCUCUCAGCUAAAUGGGCUGCUGCCACUGCCACUACUACUAUUGCUACUGCCACCGGUGGUGGUGAUGCUGCUGCUGCAUUUAGCCGGGAUGGUCUCCCUUCUCCUCCCCUUCCCCUUUCACCACCCCAGUGCUGCACCGCCUCCUGCGACCUCCCCAAAGUGGGGGCUGGUGCAGCUCUUUGCGCUAAGGCUGUCUAAUGGCUGGUGCUGAGGAUGCUGGGCGGGUAUAGUUUAGAUGUGCCGUGGGUGUAGUGGUGGAGAAGGAAGGGGCUUCCGAGCGCGGACUGCAUUUGUGCUAGUCAGUGUGCCAGGCUGACGUGCGCAUGUAUGUGUGUGCUCACACGCCUUCGAUGUGUGUAGUAAUACUGCAGUGGGCUUCUCUCUCUUACUAUCCUCUCAGCACAUGGACUAGACCAUCUGGGCUGCAGAACCUCGCACCUGACGAGAUCACAUUUUGGAUCAGUCUGGCUUAUCUUACUGGGGUCUUCCUCUCCAACAAUCCCCCAGCAAGAUCUUACUUUUGAUUUCUUCCAGGGUGCAGCUGCCCUUUACACAAAUACAACUAAAAUUAAUAAGUCUUUUCUCUAGUCCCUUUUUAUCGUAUAUAUAUAUUUUCUUGGUGGGCUUUCCCUGAGGUUGCUGAGGCAAAUCAAUCCAGGCUUUUCUAUUAUUUGACAUUAAUUCGUUGGUCUGCAGCACUGAGGCAGAGAAGUUGGGGACCUUAUUUCAUUUUCUCUCCCUUUUCGGGCAACGGAGCAAUGAAAUUUCCAAUCGAGACUCCAAGAAAACAGGUGAACUGGGAUCCUCAAGUGGCUGUUCCUGCGGCAGCACCAACUUGUCAGCCCAAGAGUGUCACUAACGGGCACUACCCAGCCCCACGCCUCUCAAUUUCCUCUCGAGCCACAGUGGUUGCCAGCAUGGAAAAUACCUCUCAGGGCUUACAGACCGUCAUGAAGUGGAAAACAGUCGUGGCCAUCUUUGUGGUUGUGGUGGUCUAUCUGGUCACAGGAGGUCUUGUCUUCCGGGCACUUGAACAACCCUUUGAGAGCAGCCAGAAGAAUACAAUUGCCUUGGAGAAGGCAGAGUUCCUUCAGGACCACAAGUGUGUGGGCCCACAGGAAUUAGAUACACUGAUUCAGCAUGCGCUUGAUGCAGACAAUGCUGGAGUCAGUCCCAUAGGAAAUUCUUCCAACAACAGCAGUCACUGGGAUCUUGGAAGUGCCUUUUUCUUUGCUGGGACAGUCAUCACCACUAUAGGAUAUGGAAAUAUUGCUCCAAGCACUGAAGGAGGCAAAAUCUUUUGUAUAUUGUAUGCCAUCUUUGGAAUUCCACUCUUUGGCUUCUUAUUGGCGGGAAUUGGAGACCAGCUUGGAACUAUCUUUGGGAAAAGUAUUGCAAGAGUGGAGCAGGUCUUUCGUAAAAAGCAAGUGAGUCAGACAAAGAUUCGGGUGAUCUCAACCAUAUUAUUCAUCUUGGCUGGCUGCAUUGUAUUUGUAACAAUUCCUGCAGUCAUUUUUAAGUACAUAGAGGGAUGGACAGCUUUGGAAUCCAUAUACUUUGUGGUUGUCACAUUGACCACUGUUGGCUUUGGUGAUUAUGUGGCAGGGGGAAAUGCUGGUAUCAAUUAUCGAGAGUGGUAUAAGCCCUUAGUAUGGUUUUGGAUCCUGGUGGGUCUUGCCUACUUUGCUGCUGUGCUAAGUAUGAUUGGAGACUGGCUUCGGGUUCUGUCCAAAAAGACAAAAGAAGAGGUGGGUGAAAUAAAAGCACAUGCGGCUGAGUGGAAAGCCAAUGUGACAGCGGAGUUCAGGGAGACACGGAGACGCCUGAGUGUGGAGAUCCAUGACAAGCUUCAGCGGGCAGCCACGAUCCGGAGCAUGGAGCGCAGGCGCCUGGGGCUGGAUCAGAGGGCCCACUCCCUGGACAUGCUAUCUCCUGAAAAGCGCUCAGUCUUUGCUGCACUGGAGACUGGGCGCUUCAAAGCCUCAUCACAGGAAAGCAUCAAUAACCGACCCAACAACUUGCGCCUAAAAGGGUCAGAGCAUCUGAACAAACAUGGGCAGGGAGCAUCUGAGGACAAUAUCAUCAACAAGUUUGGGUCUUCUUCUUCCAAACUCACCAAGAGGAAAAACAAAGAUCUUAAAAAGAGUGUUCCAGAGGAUGUACAGAAAAUUUACAAGACCUUCCGGAAUUAUUCCUUGGAUGAGGAGAAAAAAGAAGAAGAUUCGGAAAAAAUGUGCAACUCAGACAACUCAAGCACAGCUAUUUUGACUAACUGUAUCCAACAGCACUCGGAGAUGGAGAAUGGUGUGAUACCUUCUGAGACCAAAGAAAGAGAACAUGAAAACAAAUCAUUACUUGAAGACAGAAAUUAAAUGUAAUGUGAUGUUAGUGUUUUUAUAUACAUAUUGAGACAUGUGCCUUAUAUGAACCUCUUUAAUUAGUCUGAAUUACAUAGCAUUGAAGAAUAUUUCACUGUGCCAUAAAUGACUGAAAGCUGGCUCUGCCAAAAUGAAUCAAAGUACAGCACUUCAAAUAGUGACAGUAGAACACACACUGGGAGUUUCAACAAGUAGGUUACCAUGGUGAAAUGUUAAGGGAGACAGUUACCAUGGCAAUACAACUGGAAGGUUACCACCCUGGCAUUAUAGUUGGGGGGGAAAGGGCAGCUAUUUUUUAGACCAGCCUUUUGAAAGAAAAAAAAAAAAGGUGAGAAUUAUGUAUCUUAUCAGUGGAGUCCUAUUUCCUGAACGUCUUGUAUGUUUCCUAAAUAUACAUAGUGAAAAGGGAAAUGAUUGGGGUGAACUUAUUAGAAAUUCAUUUUACAUUUUGGCAAGUGCUCUGAGCUUGAUUUUUUUUUUUAGAAUCAUCUAAUGCAUAGUCUUUCUAAACUCCAAAAGAAUGUCCAUCGAACCUGAGACCAGCUGGAUGUUGGAAGCAGAUCAGAGCAAACAUGUUAAAAGGUGCAAUUACUUUUCUCAUUAAAAAGAAAGAAAAGAACAACAAAAAAACAUCACACUGUGGAUAUCACCUUAACCAAUGACAAAAAAAUAUACUGAAUUUCUUAUUUUUUCUCUGAGGGGUAGCCCAGAUGAACUGGAUAACAGGCAAAAACUCAGCUUCAACUACUGUAUUGUUCAAUGGCAAACCUUGUGUUUUCCUUAAUGUGUCCAGUGUCAGGCAAACUGGUUUUAAAUUCUCCCUUUUCAGGCUUUCUGGCAGAAUUUUGCUUUUAAUGUGGGCAGGUAAAGGGGUUGGGGGUGGGGUGGGAAGCUACUGCCUUGCAUGUUGUCAGCAUCCUGCAAUUGACUAUAGCUGAAUAUGACAUUAAAAAAAAAAACUUAUCCAUUUCUGAUACCUAGAGAUAGAUGAGGACCAUGCAUCAUUAGCAUCUCAGGGCUCUGUCACUUUUGGAUGGAGUAGGGUGGAGAUGUGAGAUCUAACCCUGAUGUCUCCAAACAAGGGAAAAACCUGUACAUCAACCAAAUUUAGUCAAUUAAGAACAACAUGUUUUAAGUGCUUAGAGUUUAAGUGCCAUUAAUACUAUUCAUUAUAUUUUGUCAUCUUCGAAGAAGCAUUUUCAUUUAAAAAAAAAACUUUUAAAUUUGAGCUUUCCUUCCUUACUGAAGAACUCUGUUUUUUAAAUUCCGUUUCUCUCUUAUUAUUUCACACUUUCUUCCCUAAAACCUGGAGUUGGUUGGUGAUAUCAAGCCAAAUGAUGAACAAAUAACCAAAAUGUGAUAUUCUUGAAUGUUCCACAAACCCCCCAGAAUAGGGGAGGGAAACAAUGGCCCACUUAGUGUGUUAAGACAGCCACUUAAAUUGGCUUUUGCUAAAAUAAGUAAAUGCUAGUGAGUUUAAGGUCCCAGCACUGUGUGCACUUCAGUCUUUACUAUUGUCUUUUGUCAACUUUAUAUAUUCAAAAUGAGGUAUAUUUGGUUGCAUGCCCUCACUGAUCCCCUAAUCUUUGAGCAGAUCAAACAAGGAUUCUUUGUUAAAGGUUUUCAUGAUUCAAUUCAAUUCCAUUUAUUGCCUUGGGGUUGUGUGGUCAAUUAACCCAGGAGAAUGAUUUUCCAUAGGAUCAUACUACUAAAAAGGACCUCUAGGCAUGGUCUAGUUUAUCUCCUGGUUUCCAGGCCAGGGACAAAUGUAUAAUAUUCCUGACCAAUGGGUAUCUGUCUGGUAAGAUUUUCCAGGUUGGAAAUCUUCUUGACCAUUUCCCAUAUAAAGUAUGGCUGGGCAGAUGUAACACAUACAGUGGUGUUUCCUUUCUCCAAAUCUGGAGUUUUUUUCUCCAAACUUACCUGUUCUGUUCUUUAGGUUCCAUUUCAUGUUUUCUCUUGGCUAGGGGACUAUGGGACAAUUAUGGGAGAAACUUUUAGGCCUUUUGAGAAUAACUAUGAACCAAGGACCCUGCCUACUCCAAAUAGGAUUAUGGUCAGCCUAAAUAAAUGUCUGAAUUAAGUGUAUUAGGACAUUGACUCAUAAGAUCCUCUAACUAUAUAAUGGAACCCUGUGUAACAUAAAGUUAUACAAGAGUAGCCAUAGUUUUUACUAUGUGUAUCCACCCAUCCUAUUAAGAUGGACUGGCAAAUCUAAUCAUGAGUUCACAUUAAACCCAGGGGAAAUUUCUGAAUAAAAAGGACUCCAAAAUUGCUUGAUUUCCUGAUCUCUUUAAAUUCUAGAUCCUUGAUAGUGGCUCUUUCUCCAUUUUACUGCCCCACAAACUGCAGCAUCCUGGAGGCUUCUUCCUUCCUCUGAAAGCAAGCUUUAGUCUAUUCAGGACUGCUUGAGAUACAAUUAUCCUUAUGUGUUUCUAGCUAUCGAGAUUCGUGGUAGUGACAAGGUAGAAUCUGGCAGUGAGAAAGUUACAAGAGAGAAGAUAACAUUUGAGACUGAUUAUAGAAUAUGGCAAUGCUAAUGCCAUGUAGAUCCAACCUAAUAUUUUAUCCCCAAAUUUAGAAUGUAUAUUUUGUCAUCUUGAAAUGUAUAUAUUACCCAUUUGCUUGGUAAAAUAUAUGAACACACUAUCAUCAUGCACUUUAUUGUUCACCUUGUAGAAACACAACAUUCGGAAGGAAUAAAACAAUACAAAAUAUAAAACUUCAUUUUACACCAAAUGAAACAAGUACAUUUGCUGGAUUACUAAAUAUAAGCUUUUCUGAUUGCAUUAGAUCCCAAAUAACUGAAGUUACUAAUACAGCAAUAGGAGGAAAAAGCAUACAUAUACAUAUAUGUAAAUAUAUAUGUGUGUGUAUACAAUACAUAUAUGUAUAUAUGUAUAUAUACAUAUGUGUAUAAUUCCAUCCAUGUAUAAAAUAAUCCUCAGAUAAAAAUAAUGCUUUUAGCCUAGAAAAGAAAAAAACAAAUUAAGUCCUACAGUGUAGACAGAUCCAAUAAGAACACAUAUCAAAAAGCUUGGUGAGACCUAAACCCCUUUGCAAGUUUUAGAAUGUUUUCUGAGAGAUUGGAAACAAAAUAAGGGGCUCAAUCCCUAUUUUUUUUUCACACAAGAUAACACCUUAGCAGAAGUACAUGUAACAUUUUUUUUGAGGGAUGGGGUGGGACAAACAGGCAACUGAUGAAGGAUGAUUUCUUUUCAUGAUCAGGUUAAAGUUACUUUAUGGUUCUGCUCCUUUACUCAUCAAAAAAGGAUAGAGACCUUUCUUUUAGCUAGAGACUUUGACUAAGCACAUGGUUAGACUUGCCAAUUACAAAAUGAUUUUUGUUUCCCCUUUAUUUGAGUGUUUGAUUUCUCCAACAUCUCCAGGUCCUUCAAGGAGCAGGCAGAAGACAAAAGUGAUUUUGCAGAACAUACAUUUAGUAUGCACUUAGUAGAUGAACUGAGUGUCCAGGCUGUUUUUAGAAAAGAUAGUUUGAUCUGGGAGAGAAGAUGGCAUGGAUAACCUCAUUGACUAAAUAAAUGAUAUUGAAGAAGUAUAGUAGAAAGAUCCCUGAACUUGGCAGUCAGGAGACUUGGGUCUUUAGCCUUGAUUCUGCCCCUCAUCAGCCUAUGUUGUCUUGGGCAGCUUGUUUGCUUCUCUAGACUUUGGUGUUUUCACCUGUAAGACAAGGAGGUUGGGCUAGACAAGGAGGUUGGGCUAGAAGAGGUCCCUGAGGUCCCUUCUAGCAAUAUGAACCUAUAAAGAAAACUUCCCUGGUCUACUGUCAAUCAAUUAAUAAACAUUUAUUAAAUGCCUACUAUAUUCUAGGCAUUAUACUACAUUCUGGGGAUACAAAAAAGAAGCAAAAGAGAGUCCCAGCCCUUAAGGAUCUUAUAAUCCAAUUUAUUGACUCAUGAAUCAUACUACUUUGAUAUGGAAAUAUUCAGUGAUUCUGAUAUUUUUUCUAUAAUUUUAAGAAUUAUAUUUCCUAACUUUCAUGACUUAUUAUAUGUUAUAUGGAUAGAGAUCCCCCCCCACUCUGUAUGUGGGAAGCCAGACUGGAAAUAAGGAUGAUGUUCUCCCUAGAGCUUACAAUUACCUUCUCUAAAGGAAAGAAUAGUUAGAUGACUUCAUGCCAUGUUGACAUAAUCUUGCUUGUAUUUAAACUAAUUGAGACCUUUGACCUUGAGCUCCACUGGCAGCCCAAUGAAUGAAAACUUCAGUUUAACAUUACAUUAAUUUGUGUACUAUAAACACAUUCAAAUUAAAGCAUAGAAAUACACAUUAAAAAAUGGAUUACAGUGAAUGCCAUGGAAUAUAAUGCCAUGGAGAAAGUAUUGGCAGUUAUUUACUUGUGACCCUCUAAAUUUCCCUUCCUUUCUUCUGAGAUGACAUUAAUUCUGUCUAAAUCAGUGCAACUCAUUUUUUUGUCUGUGUUUGGUUUCUAGUUAAUGAUGAUGUGGAUGGAGGUUGGAUUGCUAUAGAUCAUCACUUAACACAUAAAGUAAAAAUAUAAAUAUCCUAUGAUACUUGUCUUAAUUUACCAUACACUUCUUAACCAUAGGAGAAAGAUAUAAAUUAGAAUAAAAAAACUGACAAAAAGCAAAACAAUGAAAAGAGUGAACUAUUUUUCUAAUUUUUUUUGCUUAUGGCCAUUGGCAGGUUGCCCUUUCUUAGUACCAUGAAGCAACCAAUAGGAAGACAAAUUUUGGGGCAAUAUGAGUGAAGUUGCUCUUGGUGCAAUACUGGGGCUCAUCAGCAACAGCCUUAAAUUGAAAAAAUGCUAAAUCUCUGACCCUCCACAGAUAUUAACGCUGCUUGUCAAAAUUAGGGAAUCGCAUGCACUUAACAUGAUUGUAAAUAAAGCUGUGCACACAUUUCAUUUGGAAAUAUGUCCUCAGUCUUUGCAUGGUAAACUAAUUGUGUUGUCCUUCACCCAAAUGAUACAUUUCCCUUUAAAUCUUGGUCCUCCUGUGUCAGUAUGAAAGUCACAUAUCAGCGUUGUAGUCUUAGGAUAAAUUAUAGAUACUUCUAAUUUGACUGAAAGUGAGUGUCCUUUUCACAGGUGCCUAAGAGAUUUGGAAUUUACUUUCCAUACUGGGUUCCUA